AUGGGCCCUUCUCUGCGAGAUCACGGGUCCUUUGCGCGCCCAUCCACCCGGGAUCGGCCUACGACACGCGGCGAAGGGGAAAAUUCGCUGGUCGUUCCUAGCCGCACGUCGUCGCUGCACUCCCGCAUUACUCAACCUAUUCCGUCUACUCUCAGCGUCAAGCCCGCCCAGCGAACACCGAAAACACUCACACAUGCCUACAUGGUAUGUGGUGUUGGACGCGAACCCUCACAAUGGGUCAAGGCGCCUGCCCCCGAACAGGGUAAGAUCGGUCACAUGAAGGGAGCCGUCGGUCAGUUCUGGCUCCCCGAGAUUCUGGGCAGUAGUCCACGACUAGAGCAGGACAAUGAGAUCGCACGAGCCCUGCACUCAGCCAUGCGAGCAUGUUUCCCCCACGACGUGGAGAUUUGCACGGGCAAGACCCAACCUCACUGUGCACACCACGCGUUCGUGUUGCAGCAAGACUCUUCUCACACCCUGUACGGAAUCGCGCUGCGCGUCUGGUCCCGUGCCGAUGAGAAGCGCGCGGAGACCAUCCGCGAGCUGCGCAAGAAGACGGAGCCGGACUUCUACGACAACCCCGACGAAACUUAUUGGAUCCCAUACUGCCUGAGCUUUCUCUCGCGGUAUCCCCUUUACGAUCUAUUGGGUGACUACCUCCGUGGCAUGUGGAUCCACUGGAACAAGGCCACCAACCUGUUCCAUGCCGAAGAGGUUUCCCGCAUCCUCAGCUUCCCGGCCCCACGCCUCAACGACCUGGUUCGCAUUGACAUGAAGGAUUAUGCCUUGUGCUAUCAGUUCCCCUCCUCGCCCACCGGCUUCCAGAACUUUGCCAUGUGGCCAUUGUUCACUUGUCUAUCAAUCCCCAAUAUUGUUGGCGCGAUUGAGGCUGCCGUUUCGCCCACUCGCCGUAUCAUAUUCGUUAGUCACUAUCCCGCAAUGUUGACUGUCGCUGCCGAAACCAUUCGCUACUGCGUUCGCGUCUAUGAGUGGAGUGGCCUGUACGUGCCCGUGGUGCACGCGCGUCAUGUCAAGGAGCUGGUCCAGGAGCCAGGUCCCUACAUUUUGGGUGUCACUGCUGAGUGCCGCACCCUGUUCAAUGCUCCAUCCGAUGCUCUGGUGAUCGACCUGGACCGUAACUUUGUCCUCACCUCCAGUCCGCCUAAUGUGUUGAGCCAGGGUCAGCGCACCAAGUUCAUCAAUCGCAUGACCCAAUCCUUGAACGGCGAUGUGUCACCUUCAGGUGUUCCUGCUCACCUACGCACUGCUUAUGCUGGCGGAAAGCUCAUUCCCGCUGGCCAGAUUAUUGUCAUGAGAGGAGAGGUUGAAAGUGUCGAGGAGCCCCAAUGGUGGAACCAAGAUGCUGUUAUGGGUGUCAUGGACCAUGUGUGCGAGAAACUGGGCCGCAACACCGGUAUGAAGGCCAUCUUCGGUGGCUCAGUCAAGAAGCCUCUCAUGACUAAGGUUUCCAUGCGUCACCUCAACGAGAUUGUCCGUGAGCGCAACCAGUACUCUCGGGAUGCCAUGGAGGCUUGGCAAGACUUCAUCAACCUGAAGGGUAGAAUGGACACUGAGCUCAGCAAAGUCACCAAGCGCAACAACUUUUUGGUGGAAGAGCUCGAGACUUGGAAACAGCAGUUCCUUAAAUUCCAGGCCUUUGCUGAGCAGCUCACCAAGGAGACCUCGGAGCUCAAGGUCAAGAUCGAAAAUCACAAACGCGAAAACCGCCGCCUCACUGGUCUUAUUGACCAGCAGAAGGAUGAUGUGGCUCGUCUGACUCUGCGCUUAUCUGGCACUGAGAAACAGCGCGAUGAUGCCCUCGAGGCCCUGGUCCUCCAGCAGGAAAUCGCCGAGGAGCUUGAGCGUGAACGUAAGCGCAACCAGAAGGAGAUUUCCGCCCUUUCGCACACCAACGCGACCCUUUCUCGCGAGCGCGAAGAUGCCCAGCGUGUCGUCAUGCACUUGCGUAGCCUCAUCAAUGGCCAAAGUCACCACAUGGAACACAUCGUCCGCUCCAUCGGCAGCAGGUCAGAGAUCACCGAGAUAGUCGAACAGGGCUACGAAGAUGCACUCGAAGAGACCAAGGAAGAUGUUACCAUUGCCGAGAUGAAGGAAUUCAUCAAGUCAGCUAGGGAGGUCAAUGGUCACAAGACUCUGGUAAAUGACAUGAGCCCUGAUCUAGAGCAGCACUUGCUGAACAUCGGCAAGGAUCACAAGACCCUUGCUCGUCUUAGCAUCACCGAUGUCGCAGACCGCUAUCUACGCGACAAGACUGAUGCUAUUGCGGAUAUCAUCCGCAGCAUCAGCGACCAGUGUGCUGCUGCCGUCGAAGGCCUGCACUUGGCCCAGGAUGCCGCGGACGAGGACGAGACCGGGAUUUCCAAGCUAAGCCAGAACGGCCGCCUCGCUUCCGAAUACGACCCCCUUGAGGGCCGCUCUACACGCGCCCCUAGCGAGGUCAGCGACACCGACAACAGCUCUCUUCACCCGGACAACCGCCACUCCAGUAUCCCCCCGACUCCAGAUCUGGUUCACAACCGUUCUAGUACGUCUAUGUCCAUGGUCAGCAGCUCAACUUUCCCUGAGCGGUCAAGUCAGCAGUACGGCCCCGGCGAGACCCGGAUUGUCGAGGAUGACGAUGAGCGCGCUCAUGAGACUGAGAAUGUUGACGACCAGCAGACUGAGCGAGGUACUUUGUCCAAGCAGGGCAGCGAGGACCUCAUGCGGCCCAAUGCCGCACGAAUGAUCUUGUAG
Messenger RNA from Penicillium paradoxum, 2754 nucleotides. Its product is annotated as DENN (AEX-3) domain protein. The coding region runs from base 1 to 2754 and encodes 917 amino acids. Gene Ontology annotation, cellular component: cytoplasmic vesicle. The transcript is spliced from 2 exons. Gene Ontology annotation, biological process: regulation of Rab protein signal transduction. NCBI's taxonomy places the organism in Eukaryota, Fungi, Ascomycota, Eurotiomycetes, Eurotiales, Aspergillaceae. The record is from RefSeq and is a predicted model, not a curated record.